AUGUCAUCCUUCCUCGCAUCCUGGGUCCCCCAAGCCGAGGGCCUUCUGCCCAAAUGGCUGCUCUUCAUCUCCUUCGUCUCGACCCUGAACAGCAUCCAAGCCUACUCCACCCUCGCCUACACCUCGCGCGUCUACAACCCGACCUCCAGCGACCCGCCCGUCAAGCAGCCGGCGCACGUCACCGGGCUCUCGAGCCGCACGUUCGGCACCUGGACGUUCCUGACCAGCGUGAUCCGGUUCUACGCCGCGUACCACAUCAACGAGCCCGCGUUCUACCAGCUGGCUAUCUGGACGUAUGUUGUGGCGUUUGCGCACUUUAGCAGCGAGUGGUUUGUGUUUGGCACGACGAGGUGGGGGAAGGCGCUUGCGGGGCCCGUGAUUGUGAGUACGACGAGUUUGGUGUGGAUGAUUAGUCAGUGGGGGUAUUACGUGCAGUAG
Molecule: messenger RNA, 438 nt
Organism: Boeremia exigua
Lineage: Eukaryota; Fungi; Ascomycota; Dothideomycetes; Pleosporales; Didymellaceae
Product: ergosterol biosynthesis protein-like protein
Exons: 2
Coding region: 1-438 (145 amino acids)
Cellular component (GO): endoplasmic reticulum; membrane
Molecular function (GO): protein-macromolecule adaptor activity
Source: RefSeq, a predicted model, not a curated record